AACCGGCCAGCGCCCAAACAGUGCCCAUUCGGUUCACCGUCUCUCUUCUUGGUUCUUGCCGUUCGCACUCUCACACCACCACUACCACCACAGCACCUUUUAAAAGCCGCCCCACCACAUCCUGCAGCGCUGCACGCGAAGCUCAGCUCAGCUCAGCUCAUCAGCUCACGGUGGAAGAGGAGGCGGAGGAGGAGGAGGAGGCGCAGGAGAGGGAGCAGAAGCGCGCGAGGAGGUCAGGCCAGAGCCACGACCGCGGGAUAAUAAUGGCGUGCAUCAACAUGUACAACCCGGACGGCGCGGCGGGGUUCGGCGGCGGGCCGCAGCCGCCGGCGGCGGCGCUGGGCCCGCGCAUCUCCUUCUCCAGCGACUUCGCCGUGGAGCCGCCGCCACCGGUGCAGAACCGGGCGAUGAGCCUGCGGUGCCAGGAGGAGGACCUCAACUUCGAGUUCUCGGUGGGCAGCCACCCCAUGAUGGCCGCGGACCAGCUCUUCUCCAAGGGCAGAAUCCUGCCCCUCAAGGACAACGGCGCCUUCGCCGGCCGCCCGCCCACCACGCUCCGCGACGAGCUCCGCGGCGGCGACGACAACGAGAGGGCCUCCGCCGCCGGCAAGGGAUCCAGCCGGUGGAGGGAGAUGCUCGGCCUGCGGAAGGCGCUCUGCGUCGGCGGCGGCGGCAACGGCCCGGCCAAGGAGGACAAGGGCGGCGUCCCCGAUGCCGAUAUGGUCACCGCCGACAUGGCCGCGUCCAAUCAGCAGGAGCUAUGAUGGUGAGGUGACCGAUGGGGAAAGACGAGAGACAGGCAUGGGGCACAAAGCCACGCACUCCACAUGAAGCUUUUGUGUCCUCCCUCUCCUUCCUGAUGCUGUUGAUCAACCUCUUGAAUUGUGCUUGUCACCAUCAUCAUCAUCCAUGGGCUAGGUUUUGUAGAUUGUUGUGAGUUUGCUUGUGUGCUAGAUGGCCCGUUGAAAAGAGCAAAAAAAAUUGUGUAUUUUUUCCUGCAUAAGUGCUCUGAUCUCUCGAUCUCUAGCAAGCUGUCCACUAGCUCACUCGAUCCAUCCAUGGUCAGUCUUUGCUUCUUCUUCUUUCUUUCUUUCACUUGUUCUUGGCUUUCUCCACCCUGUACAAAGUGGCUGUGUAGAUGGGAAAUUUAUGGUGCAAUGAUUAGAUUUGCCAGGUGGCCAGAUCUGUGAAGUGAGGAGGCUGUAGUUACCAGUGAUGGAGCCUUUCUGGCCGCCCCUGUGUGGAUCAACAGUGCUCUCCUUUGUCUCGUUGCUCCGCUGGACGAGUAUAUAAAGAGGGACAAGAGCUUCAGAGCGA
This is a messenger RNA of Setaria italica (foxtail millet), 1317 nucleotides long. RefSeq lists its product as uncharacterized. Bases 264 to 764 code for a protein of 166 amino acids. The transcript is spliced from 2 exons. Lineage: Eukaryota; Viridiplantae; Streptophyta; Magnoliopsida; Poales; Poaceae. The record is from RefSeq and is a predicted model, not a curated record.